ACAAGCUGCAUUUCUUCCGCCUUCUCGAACUUGACUUCGCAGCUACACGACUCCGUCAUAGAACACAUAAAGCUACUUGCUCCACGCAACGUCGACUCCUAACCCACACACAUACACACAGUUGCAACCAUGUCUGCACCUACCCUAACACCCGAGGUCACCUGGGCGCAGCGUUCGUCCGAGCACGACCCUGAGAAGAACUACGUCUUCCUCACCAUCGUUGCCGCCGAUGUCCCAGAGGCAGACCUCAAGCUCGACUUGCAGCCCACAAAGCUCAGCUUCAAGGGCACCUCGAAACCCAAGAACGUCACCUACGCCGUUGAUCUUGAGUUCUUCGCCGAGAUUGACCCCAAAGAGUCCAAGAUUCAGCACAGCGGUCGCGACGUCACACUUGUCCUCCGCAAGAAGGAGCUUAAGGAGGAGUUCUGGCCGCGCCUGCUCAAGGAAAAGGCGAAGGUCCACUUCCUGAAGACCAACUUCGACAAGUGGGUCGAUGAGGACGAGCAGGACGAUGCCCCUGCCGAUGAGGAGAUGAUGAGCCAGAUGAACCCCAUGGGCGGUGGCGGCGAUGGUGGCUUCGGCGGUAUCGACUUCUCGAAGCUCGGCGCUGCUCAAGGCAUGGGCGGUCUCCCAGGAAUGGGCGGCAUGGGUAUGGAGGGCCUUGAGGGCGAGGACAGCGACGAGGAUGACGACGACAUGCCUGAGCUUGAGAACGAUGAGGAGAGCAAGGGCAAGCCUGCUGCCGCCGCCGCAGCUGCUUCCGGUGACAAGCCCAAGAUUGAGGAGCUCCCAUAAACUUCUGAUACCCUCGCUACGAAUGAACGACUUGAAAAAGCGGAGGAGCGGAGUUUAUGAAUGUACGGCGCAGCGGCAUGUCAGGGCGACGGUUUGGUCAGGAUAUGGCGUAGCAUGGAGAUACAUGUUGGGCACACGCUGCGUAGAGCCUUUGUUAAGACUCCCGGCGUAUAAUUGACGACUUCCUCACGACAGAUGAAUCAAAUGAUACUCCCAUGAUUUGAUUCGUGACUCUAUGACUGACUUUGGUAUCGAUCGCUGCACAACAGAUGGCCGCCCAGGUCCUCUUUGCUCUGACUGUUCGUUCCCCAGAUACAACACGAUAGGUGUAAGCUUUUAGGUCCUGGCUGCUAGUCGCCACGGAUGAUCUUUCCAACAAACUUCAACUCCCACUCCGCCG
Boeremia exigua is the source of this 1195-nucleotide messenger RNA. RefSeq names its product HSP20-like chaperone. Gene Ontology annotation, biological process: chaperone-mediated protein complex assembly; protein folding. Bases 130 to 795 code for a protein of 221 amino acids. Gene Ontology annotation, cellular component: nucleus; cytosol. Gene Ontology annotation, molecular function: protein-folding chaperone binding; Hsp90 protein binding. Lineage: Eukaryota; Fungi; Ascomycota; Dothideomycetes; Pleosporales; Didymellaceae. The record is from RefSeq and is a predicted model, not a curated record. The transcript is spliced from 3 exons.